CAACCGGAUAGUUUUGACACGUAUUGAUACAGAAAUUUAGCUCGAAAGUAGCUCGAAAUUUAGCUCGAAAGGAGCCAUUCUAAGGAGAAUUUGUUUUUAGACUUUAGUUUAAUUUUCAAAUCUUUUUAUUUCUUUUUUAGCAUACUCGGAAUUUGUAUCUCCUCUUUUCUCUCUCAAACCUCUCUUCUCUGUAUCUAUCCCUUGAAAUUCUCUUCUCCUCUGAUCUCCUUCCCCUCUGCUUCUCAUCCUUGUUCUUCGAUACCAAUAAUUUGGUAUCAAUUGGUAUAGAGCCAGGUUGCUCUCGGCAUGUGGACUGAAUAAUAACAAAGCAUUAGUUGAAGUUUCUACAAUAGAAAACAUAUCGCAUCAGCUGACCAAACAAUGACUCUAUUGGCUGAGAUUCAAAGGCUUUUUCAGAAAAUUAAAAGACAAAUUGAGCUAAAAUCUGAAGAGUCAUGCAAAUACUACUGCAUGCCAUGCUAUGUUGUUUGCUCUAGUGGGAGGUACUAUUGCCUAAACAUGAAAAUCUCUGCUUGUGUACAAAAAUGAUUGAAAACCUGAAGAAUGCUCCAAGAGUGAAGUUGGUGGAGGAAGACAGGAGGGUUAAACUGAUGACUACUUACACUCCGCAGUUUCUGGGGAUACCGGCGGUAUGGACGCAAGAAGGAGGAGAUAGAAACAUCGGGGAAGGAAUUGUGAUCGGCUUUGUUGAUUCUGGCAUUAACCCAGACCACCCCAGCUUUGCUUAUGAUCCCACAACUACUACUAAUUAUACUCCUCAACAUUUUUCUGGAGCAUGUGAGGAAGGUCCAUUAUUUCCUGAAACUUCCUGCAAUGGUAAGAUAGUAUCUGCUAGGUUUUUCUCAGCUGGAGCUCAAGCUAAUGCUAUUCUUAAUGCCUCUGUGGAUAUUCUCUCACCCUUUGAUGCUGUUGGACAUGGCAGUCAUGUAGCUUCAAUUGCAGCUGGAAAUUUUGGAGUUCCGGUGGUAGUGAAUGGCUUGUACUACGGACGAGCAGCUGGAAUGGCGCCGCGGGCAAGGAUUGCAGUUUAUAAAGCUAUUUAUCCAAGCAUAGGAACUCUUUCAGAUGUAUUAGCGGCAAUUGAUCAAGUAAGUAUUACUUGCACUUUCCACCUGUCACUACACAAUUCUCAAAGGUUGCAACCGUCACUUAGCGAGCAUAUAUUCGGCAAAGUAAAAAUCACGGGAUCAUACAGAUCCAAAAAGCUUCACUAUAACAGUAAGGGGGUUACAAAAGUUUUCCAAAUUGAAUACAUAAUAAAUGCCAAACACGGAGCAACAAUAGCAAUAAAAGCAACAACAAAUCAAUUGAAGAAAGAUGAGAAAUUACAAAAACGGAGCUGUUGUUCAGGGCUCGAAAUUGGAUACUACAGGCCUCCGAAUCCGGUCUCCACCAUUCAAAUCAAAGACCAAGAUGUUAGGAGCACUCAGUAA
Molecule: messenger RNA, 1454 nt
Organism: Nicotiana tabacum (common tobacco)
Lineage: Eukaryota; Viridiplantae; Streptophyta; Magnoliopsida; Solanales; Solanaceae
Source: RefSeq, a predicted model, not a curated record